UCAACUGCAGCAGCACUCGCCAUGUCUCUGCUCCUCUCCCAAAUGCUACUACUACUGCUGCUACUUGCAGUUGCAUCUGCUGUGCCUGAUGGCGGAUGCCUAACGAAAUGCGGCGACGUGGAGAUCCCUUACCCCUUCGGCAUCGGCGCUAUAAUCGCUGACUGUUCCGGGGAAGAUUGUUUCUUAAACAGUACUGAAACUGCCAUCGGUGCAAACUGUUCCUUGGGAGGAGGUUUCAAUCUAACCUGCAACACCAUGAAAAGUGGCCUCAAGAAGCCAUUCUAUCACGAAAUUGAGGUCCUCGAUAUUUCGUUGGUGAUGGGCCAAGUGCGCAUGCUCAACCGCAUAUCAUCGUCGUGCUACGAUCCAAAUUACAACAAUGUCACUUAUUCAAACUGGUGGUUGGAUAUGGAAGACACCCCAUACAGGUUCUCUAAUCUCCGCAACAAGUUCACUGCCAUCGGCUGCGAUACGCUUGCCUACAUACAAGACCACCAUGGGAACAAUAGCUACUUCAGUGGUUGUGUGUCCGCGUGCAACGAUGAACAGAGCAUCAUCAAUGACUCUUGCUCCGGCAUGGGUUGCUGCCAGACUUCCAUACCCAAGAAUCUCCAAUACUAUGGUGUCAGCUUCGAUGGGAAUUUCAACAACUCGAAUACUUGGAGAUUUGGCAGAUGCAACUACGCCGCCUUGUUGGAGGCCGAUUGGUUCCAGUUUCAGACAUCUUAUAUCACCACGAGCCAAUUGAUGCAAAUUAACGGCGAUGGCAGGGUGCCGGUAGUGAUGGACUGGGCCAUUGGCAACGAGACCUGUGAGGUAACUAAGCGCAACCCAAUUACCUCUUAUGCCUGCAUCAGCAAUAACAGCGUGUGUGUCGACUCCUCCAAUGGGCCUGGCUAUCUUUGCAACUGUUCGACAGGAUACCGAGGCAAUCCAUACGUAUCCAACGGAUGCCAAGACGUCGAUGAGUGCAAUCAACAAUCAAAUCCAUGCUCAGAUGGAAUCUGCCAGAACCUGCCCGGUAAUUACAGUUGUCACUGCCCCGAAGGCACGCACGGUGACGCUUACAAUGGAACAUGCAUCCCAGAAUCUCAGAAAAGAAAUUCUCUUUUUCUUGGUGUCAUCCUUGGUGCCAGCAUUGGAACGAGUCUCUUGCUCUCCUGCAUAACAUUGGUCAUCGUAGGCAAAAAAUGGAAGCAAAGAAAUCAACAGAAAAUCAAAAAAAGGAAUUUUCUAAGAAAUCAUGGCUUGCUACUUCAACAAUUAAUCUCCACGAGUGAUCAUGUUGAAGAGAGAACAAACAUAUUUUCUCUGGAAGACAUAGAAAAGGCAACAAAUAAUUUUGAUGAAGCUCGAGUACUUGGAAGGGGAGGACAUGGAACAGUUUACAAAGGAAUUCUAUCAGAUCAACGAGUUAUUGCUAUAAAAAAAUCAAAAAUAGUUAAGACGAGUGAGAUUGACCAAUUUAUAAAUGAGGUUGCGAUUCUUUCUCAAUUGAAUCAUAGGAAUAUAGUUAAGCUUCUUGGAUGUUGUUUAGAAACUGAAGUUCCUUUACUGAUUUAUGAAUUUAUCUCUAACGGGACCCUUUCUGAUCAUCUGCAUGUUUCACAAGAUGAAUCUAAAUUAUCAUGGGAUGAUCGUCUCAGGAUUGCUUUAGAAUCUGCAGGAGCACUUGCCUAUCUACACUCAGCUGCUUCUAUGUCUAUCUUCCAUAGGGAUGUCAAGUCAUCAAAUAUUCUUUUAGAUGAUACUUUUAAGGCGAAGAUAUCAGACUUUGGAGCAUCAAGAUUUAUUCCUCUUGAUCAAACCCACAUAGUUACUGCUAUACAUGGUACCUUUGGGUAUAUUGAUCCAGAGUAUUAUCAAACUAGUCAGUUGACAGAGAAAAGUGAUGUUUAUAGUUUUGGAAUUAUCCUUCUUGAACUUUUAACCGGAAAGAAGCCCAUCUUCUCAACCAAAAAUGGGUUACAACAAAAUCUAGCCAUGAAUUUCCUUCAAGCAACAAGAGAGAAUGUGUUGCUUGAUCUUAUAGAAGAUCGUGUUUUGCAAGAAGGAACAAAGCAAGAGUUUCUUGAAAUCAGUAGUCUGAUAGAAAUAUGCCUAAAUUUGAAAGGUGCUAAAAGGCCUACAAUGAAAGAAGUUGAAUAUAAAUUGCAAAGCAUGAGAAAGGUUAGAAUGAAAAAGAAAAGAGUUUGUAUUCUAGAAGGGAAUGAAGAUGCUGAAUGUUUACUCAGUAUGUCAUCUCACUCUUCCUCACAAUUGGUGGAUGAAAUAAGUCAAGGAAAUUCUAGGAAUUAUAGCUUUGAGAAGGAACUUAUGUGGUCACAAAAUUACCCUCGUUAA
Molecule: messenger RNA, 2343 nt
Organism: Zingiber officinale
Lineage: Eukaryota; Viridiplantae; Streptophyta; Magnoliopsida; Zingiberales; Zingiberaceae
Product: putative wall-associated receptor kinase-like 16
Exons: 3
Coding region: 22-2343 (773 amino acids)
Biological process (GO): cell surface receptor signaling pathway; protein phosphorylation
Cellular component (GO): plasma membrane
Molecular function (GO): ATP binding; calcium ion binding; protein serine/threonine kinase activity
Source: RefSeq, a predicted model, not a curated record